Haemonchus placei is the source of this 162-nucleotide messenger RNA. Lineage: Eukaryota; Metazoa; Nematoda; Chromadorea; Rhabditida; Trichostrongylidae. The record is from the annotation of a GenBank genome assembly.
GGUGUAUAUGGAAUCACGGUACGCGAAAAUGCCUACCGUAUACGGACGAGGAUUGACCGAUGUAGCUGGUGAUGGCACAACAAUCCCGAUUGUCUCUCACAGUAUCGGACGCUGGUACACGUGGUGCUGAUGCGGAUCAAAUUCAUAAACUGCCAUGGCUGA